AAAUUUGUCCUAGCAUAUGGGACGAGGAAUGUGCCUUUAUCUUUGUGUCUUUCAGAGUAUUUAUUAAAUCAACCAGCAAAUGUACGAAAAUAUGUCUAAGAGUUAUUUUAAAGAUAUUUUUGUUCUUACUGAUUAUGUGAUAGUAUAGGUAUCAAUGUAAGAUCCAUGGCUAAAUCAUUAUGAAGACGUUUGCGCUAAACAAUCGUAAAGCAAUUCCAACGUUUCCAUGGCACGAGACAGAUUUCAAAAUCUUUAGCAGCUACUGAUUAUUGUAUUCAUUGUGUCUGUCUCCCAGAAGGAGGAAAUGGUUUAAUUGUUGAAAUGUAAUUAACUCACACUGCGCCAAAUACGUCUAAAAACAGACCAUGUAGUAUCCUUUAGAAUACAACCCAACCACACCACCUACUAGCUUCAGCCACACCUAAAAAAAAAAUAAAAAUAAAAAAGACAAACAUGCAAGACUAUCUGAUACGUAGGGUUCGCGUUACCCAGAUUUAGAAACGCUGCUGCUGAUAAGAAGUAAAAGCUUAAGACUGACAUUGACAUCUGUAACAGUAAAAACCUGGUUAAAUAAUGUUUCAAGGCAAACAUAAUAUAAACUAAAAGAAAAAUUCAUGAACAAAUACUUCAAGACAACAAAAUGGGAACACAGUUUCUGUCCUGGGUUUUGUUUUAAAACCUAAUCACACUUCUUUGUACUGGUUGAUUAUAAGAAAAAUAAAAUGUGUAUGCAUAUACAUACCACACUAGUAGACAAUACGGUCCAUUGUGUUGUAAAGUCACCUUUGAAAUGUCCCAACAGUUACAUAAGGUGACACUGUACAGAAAACAAUCACAAGAAAGCGAUGUCUUUUGUUAAAAAUUCGUCCAGUCUUCCAGAUUUGGCAGCUUCUAACGAAGUUUCUGAAAAUAAUGGGUUAUUAUCUGAUCAUCUGAAUGGUCACCUCAAAGAGGGACCAGAUGCUUUCAUCAAUGAUAGAUUUGAGAACAAACUUCUGACCAAUCCCAGGAGGUUAUCUGAUGAUGUAGAUAACAGUCAGUCAUUUUUUGCAUCUCCUCCACUACUGAGCAGUAACACAACGUCAGCCAGCAGUAUAAUCAUAGAAGAUGGGACUGUGAAAGUGAAGAGAAAGCUUGGUCUGCUGUCUGGUACUGCACUCAUUGUAGGGACUAUGAUAGGCUCAGGCAUCUUUAUAUCCCCCAAAGGUGUUAUUGCUGGCACAGGCUCGGUAGCUCUAAGUCUUAUUGUUUGGGUCGCUUGUGGCUUCAUUUCAUUGUUUGGAGCACUGGCCUAUGCAGAACUGGGAACGCUUAUCUCAAAGUCGGGUGCUGAGUAUGCCUAUCUACUGGAAGCUGGGAAAGUUUUUCCUAAGUGCUGUGCACCAAUACCAGCAUUUUUAUUCUCCUGGGUUUCUAUAUUUGUGCUAAAACCUUGUUUGUUUGCUGUCAUUUCCCUCAGCUUUGGAAUUUAUGCUGUUGAACCUUUCUACCAUGGAUGUGAAGUACCAAUGUCACUUGUGAAACUCAUUUCUGUACUCUGUAUAUGUCUGGUUGCUGCUGUCAACUGCCAUAGUGUUACAUUGGCAACCAAAGUACAGAAUUUUUUCACGAUGGCCAAAUUACUGGCAAUAGCAGUCAUAGUGAUGGGAGGUUUUAUUAUGAUUUUUAAAGGUCAUACAGAAUAUAUUAAUGAAGGAUUUGAAGACACUUCUAAAAAUCCUUCUUCUAUUGCUUUGGCAUUUUAUGAUGGUCUGUGGGCAUAUGAUGGUUGGAACAAUUUGAACUAUGCAACAGAAGAACUAAAAAAUCCUUAUGUCAAUCUACCAAGAGCUAUAAUGCUGGGGAUUCCCCUUGUCACCCUGUGCUAUUUGCUGACAAACCUCUCCUAUUUAGCUGUCAUGUCCAAAGAAACUUUAUUAGCAUCCAAUGCAGUUGCAGCUACAUGGGGUGCAGAAGUUCUGGGAGCAGCAGCUGUAUUGAUACCAAUAUUUGUAACACUCUCUACAUUUGGAGCUGCUAAUGGAUCUUGUUUUACUGGAGGAAGGCUUAUUUAUGCUGCAGCAAGGGAAGGACAUUUGCCAGAAGUAUUUUCAUACAUUCAUGUCAAAAAAGGAACUCCACUACCAUCACUAUUGCUAACUACAGCUGUGGCUAUAAUGAUGAUGAUCCCUGGUGACAUUUUCAGUCUCAUUGAUUUUUUUAGUUUUGCUGCAUGGCUAUUCUAUGGAGCAACUAUGGCUGCAGUGCUAAUACUGCGUUAUAGUCUACCAGAUGUACCAAGGGUGUAUAGGGUGCCAACUAUAAUGCCAGUCUUGGUGUUGAUAAUAUCCUGCUACCUAGUACUAGCACCCAUUAUACAGCAACCUAGAAUCGAGUUUUUUUAUGCAACACUUUUCAUUCUGAGUGGCUUAUUGUUUUAUAUACCCUUUGUUGGAUUGAAAAUCAAAAUCAAAUAUUUAGAACCUUUGACAACCUUUAUUCAGUGUGCCCUAGAAGUUGCCCCAAGCAGAUAUGAACCUCCAGAAUAAACAUAAACUGCUGCCAUGAAUGAAAUCCUUGAAUUUUAAUUGUUUCGUUGGAAAAGACUUAUUACAAUUUCUUACAAUUUACUCUAUCUUUCUUAAGCUAGAAUAAGAUGAGGAUUUGUAAACUCAAUUU
This is a messenger RNA of Biomphalaria glabrata, 2658 nucleotides long. RefSeq names its product b(0,+)-type amino acid transporter 1-like. Gene Ontology annotation, biological process: amino acid transmembrane transport. The record is from RefSeq and is a predicted model, not a curated record. Gene Ontology annotation, molecular function: L-amino acid transmembrane transporter activity. NCBI's taxonomy places the organism in Eukaryota, Metazoa, Mollusca, Gastropoda, Planorbidae. The transcript has 14 exons. Bases 846 to 2528 code for a protein of 560 amino acids. Gene Ontology annotation, cellular component: membrane.